Molecule: messenger RNA, 2235 nt
Organism: Zophobas morio
Lineage: Eukaryota; Metazoa; Arthropoda; Insecta; Coleoptera; Tenebrionidae
Exons: 5
Coding region: 1-2235 (744 amino acids)
Source: RefSeq, a predicted model, not a curated record
AUGGUAGUCCGCAGCGCUUAUAUACAGGGAGAUAACAAUAGUGCAGCAAAAAGCGCUCUUACACCAGCGAAAUUACCCUCUGGUAUUCUUCGGAAGUUUAAAAACAGGGAGUCCGUUAAUCCACGAUAUUUUAGCGAUUUCGUUAACACCAAAUUUCAUGUAAAUAAAGGUGCUCAUUUAAUAAUGCAGGUUAACAAUGAACUUUUAAAGGAUCAACUUUCACAAAUUCCGAAACUACGCGAAGUUAUCGCUUAUCACAUAGUUAAAGGCGAGUUUUCGAAGAAACAGUUGUCUAAGAAAACCAAUUUAUUGGCAGUCAACGGAGAAAAUUUGAAAAUAACUAAUAAAAAAGGAAUUAAAAUUAACAACGCAUCUAUUGUGGGGCCUAGUAAAGUCUAUUGCGGAGUUGUCGUUUACCCUAUUAACUCAUUAUUGCUACCCCGGUCUAUACAAGAAAGUAUCUCUAUGAGUAAUGAAACCGCUGGGACUUCUUCAGUUAAAAACGAUUAUGUAAACCAAGCAUCGGGGCCUAAUUUCGACGAUUCAGUAGCCCCUGGAACGGCAAAGUCGACAGGGCCUCAGCUGCUUAACAACGCUGCUGGUGGCUCACCUUAUAAUCAUAGUUCCCAAUCAACACAACAACGCACUGGGAAAGAAAAUUCACCAACAUUCAAUCCCUUUAAUAGCACCCUCUCGAGUGAUGUGAACUCCCUUGAUAACUCUGAGGGCCAAGCAUCUGAAAAGGGUUCAACCUCUCCUAAAGGAACUACCAACAUGAACGCCACACAACCUCAACAGCCCCAAGUACUUCAAAGUGAUGGUUCCAGUCCCAACGCAGGAACAGACAGUGCUGGAGCUGAUUCUGUAAACCCCCAUAGUGUCGCUGGACAAGCAGCUGCUAAUGGCACGCAACCUCAACAGCCCCAAGCACUUCAAAGUGAUAGUUCCAGUCCCAACGCAGGAACAGGCAGUGCUGGAGCUGAUUCUGUAAACUCCCAACUGCUAAAUAGUGUCGCUGGACAAUCAACUGCUAAUGGCACGCAACCUCAACAGCCCCAAGCACUUCAAAGUGAUAGUUCCAGUCCCAACGCAGGAACAGGCAGUGCUGGAGCUGAUUCUGUAAACUCCCAACUGCUAAAUAGUGUCGCUGGACACUCAACUGCUAAUGGCACGCAACCUCAACAGCCCCAAGUACUUCAAAGUGAUAGUUCCAGUCCCAACACAGGAACAGACAGUGCUGGGGCUGAUUCUGUAAACCCCCAUAGUGUCGCUGGACAAGCAGCUGCUAAUGGCACGCAACCUCAACAGCCCCAAGCACUUCAAAGUGAUAGUUCCAGUCCCAACGCAGGAACAGGCAGUGCUGGAGCUGAUUCUGUAAACUCCCAACUGCUAAAUAGUGUCGCUGGACAAGCAGCUGCUAAUGGCACGCAACCUCAACAGCCCCAAGCACUUCAAAGUGAUAGUUCCAGCCCCAACGCAGGGACAGACAGUCCUGGGGCUGAUUCUGUAAACCCCCAACUGCUAAAUAGUGUCGCUGGACAAUCAACUGCUAAUGGCACGCAACCUCAACAGCCCCAAGCACUUCAAAGUGAUAGUUCCAGCCCCAACGCAGGGACAGACAGUCCUGGGGCUGAUUCUGUAAACCCCCAACUGCUAAAUAGUGUCGCUGGACAAUCAACUGCUAAUGGCACGCAACCUCAACAGCCCCAAGUACUUCAAAGUGAUAGUUCCAGUCCCAACGCAGGAACAGACAGUGCUGGAGCUGAUUCUGUAAACCCCCAUAGUGUCGCUGGACAAGCAGCUGCUAAUGGCACGCAACCUCAACAGCCCCAAGCACUUCAAAGUGAUAGUUCCAGCCCCAACGCAGGGACAGACAGUGCUGGAGCUGAUUCUGUAAACCCCCAACUACUAAAUAGUGCCGCCGGACAGUCAACUGCUAACAGUUCUGCCCCUUCUGGAGGCGCUACAAACGCAAAUUCAAAUUCUACGCGACCUCAACAGCCCCAAACACUUAAAAGUGGGUCUAUGAAUCCCGAUGCUAGUUCCGCUGGUUCUAAUGAAAAAAAAUAUAUAAAUUCCAAUUCCUCAAAUUCUCACAUACUUAGUGCUGUAGACGGGAAAACAUUAGCAAGCAACACAGAAAAGAAGACACGUGACAUCUUCGAAACAGUGAAUCCAUUUCCUCCUCUCAGAACGUUGCCCACCCACAUCAAAAAUACUCUCAGUGGAGAAUAA